Molecule: messenger RNA, 569 nt
Organism: Cajanus cajan (pigeon pea)
Lineage: Eukaryota; Viridiplantae; Streptophyta; Magnoliopsida; Fabales; Fabaceae
Product: auxin-responsive protein SAUR22-like
Biological process (GO): response to auxin
Source: RefSeq, a predicted model, not a curated record
AUGGCUAUUCGUUUGCCUUGUGUUUUGAGUGCUAAACACAUUCUUCGUCGAUCUAACCUGUUUGUAAAUCAUGCAGCUGCAACAUCACUGGAUGUGCCUAAAGGGCACUUUGCAGUGUAUGUAGGAAAAGGUGAAAAGAAGAGAUUUGUGAUACCAGUGUCAUUGUUGAAUCAACCUUCAUUUCAAGAACUGUUAGGUAUAGCUGAGGCUGAAUUUGGCUUCACUCAUCCAAUGGGUGGCCUUACUAUUCCAUGCACAGAAGACAUUUUCCUUAACAUCACCUCUGGCUUACGUAGUAUGAACACGCAGCUAAAGUAAAUCUGAAGACAGUUUUUGUUUUAUGAUGUUUGCCUUUCAACAUGGAGUUCAUUAAAGAUGACCAUGCAGAAAGGUUUACUAUGCUAUUGGAUUUUCAGAUUAUAUUGCAAGUGUAUCGUAGGCAAAGAACAUCACUCAAAAAGGAUUAAAAACAUGACUAUAUCCUAUGUUUAUUGUCUUUUAGCCCUUUGCUUUUUGGUUCUUUCCGAGUGAACUUUAUAUCAAGUAUAGUUUGUAAAAUUGUUGUCGUU